Messenger RNA from Acanthosepion pharaonis, 456 nucleotides. Lineage: Eukaryota; Metazoa; Mollusca; Cephalopoda; Sepiida; Sepiidae. The record is from the annotation of a GenBank genome assembly.
AUGAUAGUGUCGGGUGACUACAGUGACUUUACGCAUCUAUUCGUAUUUAUCUACCUACUACAGUCUAUUCCUAUCUAUCUAUCUAUCUAUCUAUCUAUCUAUACAGUCUGUUCAUAUUUAAAAUCCGAUAUCUCAACAUUAAUCUAUCUAUCUAUCUAUCUAUCUAUCUAUCUAUCUAUCUAUCUAUCUAUCUCACUUAGUCUGUUUAUAUCUAUCUAUCUAUCUAUCUAUCUAUCUAUCUAUCUAUCUAUCUUAUCUAUUUAUAUCUAUCUAUCUUAUCUGUUUGUAUCUAUCUAUCUAUCUAUCUAUCUUAGUCUGUUUAUAUCUAUCUAUCUAUCUAUCUAUCUAUCUAUCUAUCUAUCUAUAUAUGUGCCACGAGAUGGACGAAUGUUUUACAGAUCUAAAAUUCAACAAGCUCGCCUCACAUACCGUUACAGCUAUCUCUUCAUCUGGUGA